This is a messenger RNA of Wyeomyia smithii (pitcher-plant mosquito), 3054 nucleotides long. RefSeq names its product CCR4-NOT transcription complex subunit 7 (gene Pop2). Gene Ontology annotation, molecular function: nucleic acid binding; poly(A)-specific ribonuclease activity. Gene Ontology annotation, cellular component: P-body; CCR4-NOT complex; CCR4-NOT core complex. The transcript has 4 exons. The record is from RefSeq and is a predicted model, not a curated record. Lineage: Eukaryota; Metazoa; Arthropoda; Insecta; Diptera; Culicidae. Bases 906 to 2039 code for a protein of 377 amino acids.
ACAGGGCUUGCGUAGCUUUGUGAUAGUAAGUACUAAUGGAAAACCUCUUGAAAUCUGCACCUCAUGUACAUUGAAAUUUGCUACGUGGAUGUAACGUGAUAUUGGAAUGGUGAUAUUCAGUAACGUAAUAUACAACGUUUCUCUCAAACAAACAAAAAACGCUUUACCCACCCCUGUUUCGAUGAGGUCUUUUCAAUUAACAUGAAACUAGCAACCCUGACUCACAGUCACAGCAGAUGAAAAGAGAAAGCACGAUUUUGCAGAAAUUGGAAGCAGCAGCUAGUAAUACAAGACAGCCAGCUCCUCCGGAAUCCUAUUGUCCUUAGGAAACAACCAGGAAUAGCGCACUUCCGGCGGUUAUCCGUUCGUUUGUAUGGAUUUACUGUUCAGUGUUUCGUGUGGACAGCGAAUUUAAAAAUCCGUCCUCCUGGUUUACUGACCAAGAUAAAAGGGAAAGCAUAGUCAGCAUAGUGCAUAGUGCAGCAGUGCCCAGCUCGAAUGCCAUCAAAGUUUGCUGCUCGACAAAGAUUAUUUCCGUGAUUGGUUGAGUUUGAUAUCUACUUUUUGGACCCGAAAAAAUUCAUCGCCAAAAUUCGAAUUCACAGCAAGAAACUAAGUGCGUUGAUUUACAACAGCCAGUGAAUCGAAGAUCCAUUUUCCCGGAAGCAAUUGUGGCUGACGACACGGCGGCCGCCGACGUAAACCAACAGCCGGAAGCUGGAGAAGACGAGCGACAGUUGCAACAGACGGAUGAAAACAAGAAAGCUACUAGUGCAAGCAGCCCAACUUUAAGCGAUAACCAGGAAGAUCGGGAAAAAGCGGAAGACAGUACGUCUAAUCAAAAACAAACAAAACAAGAAUCGCAUCUACCACAAAGGCAUAAGCCACAAAGUGAGGCACAGGCAAUGCCAUCGGCAGUCAGCGGUGGCGGCGGUGGCAAUCAUACAGGUGGUGGAGGCGGCGGAGGUGGUGGCAAUGGGAAUAACAUGAGUACACAGUCGAACGAAGAGUGUGGCAUACGAGACGUUUGGCGGCAUAACUUGGACGAGGAAUUUCGCACGAUCCGACAUAUCGUGCAGAAAUAUCACUAUGUUGCAAUGGACACUGAGUUUCCCGGGGUAGUAGCUCGACCGGUUGGAGAAUUUCGCUCAUCGGCUGACUAUCAGUACCAGUUUCUACGCUGCAAUGUUGAUCUGCUGCGUAUCAUUCAACUGGGAUUGACCUUUAUGGACGAAGAGGGGCGUACUCCGACAGGUUUCUCUACUUGGCAGUUCAAUUUCAAAUUUAAUUUGAAUGAAGACAUGUACGCUCAGGAUUCAAUCGAUCUUUUGCAAAACUCUGGCAUUCAGUUCAAGAAGCACGAGGAGGACGGUAUCGAUCCGCUGGACUUUGCCGAACUGCUAAUGACUUCCGGUAUCGUGCUGAUGGAUAACAUCAAGUGGCUCAGCUUCCACUCAGGGUACGAUUUUGGUUAUUUGUUGAAGCUGCUAACGGAUCAGAAUUUACCAGCUGAGGAAAGCGACUUUUUCGAGCUGCUGCGAAUCUAUUUUCCAACAAUCUACGACGUGAAGUAUUUAAUGAAGAGCUGCAAGAGCCUGAAGGGCGGCUUGCAAGAGGUUGCCGAUCAACUGGAGCUGCGUCGUAUCGGACCACAACAUCAGGCCGGAUCGGACUCGCUACUAACCGGGAUGGCAUUCUUCAAGAUGCGCGAGAUGUUUUUCGAAGAUAAUAUUGAUAACGCCAAAUACUGUGGCCAUCUGUACGGAUUGGGCACGUCGUUCAUCGUAAAUGGCAGCAGCAAUACAAUCAACAGUAGUGUGAAUAAUACCACCAGCACUACCCUUGGUACUAGCACAACAACCAAUAGUGGUUCGAACGUGGGUACAACAGGAAGCGGAAACGCCGCUGGUACUGGCACCAACAACAGCAAUGUUAACACUGCUAGUAAUAACAGUAACAAUAACUCGAACAACAACAACACGAAUAGCAGUAGUGCAGCAAACUACCACGACAAUGGCGAAACCAACACGACUUCAUGAUUUCGUUUGUUGAUACGCUAGAAAAAUAGCGGCGAAAUAUAAAGGACACUAAUAGUAACCUUACAAGCAGUCACAUACACAACUAAUUACUGCGGAUAUAGACAAACUUUGGAACGCUAAAAAUCUUACAAACAAGUACUUUUCUCUACAAAAAAUAUUUAUUACAGCUUUAUUACUAUCUAUACCCAAAGUAUGUAACUAGAGGGCGACAGCAAAAGAUCACUUCAAGUCAUCUGAGGCAGAGAAAGCAACGAGGGCAACAUUUAACUAAUUUUAAGAUAAGUAAAAGAAUAAACAUUUUAAACAUACAUUUUCAUCCGAGACUCACGGAGUCUCUGUGACACACAUUAGGACGAAAUUGAUUGUUUUUAUUCUUUUUGACGAUAAUAAUGUAAAAAUCAGCACUCCCUCAAGUUUUCAUUUCUUUGUGCUUCAGUAAAACGAAUGACAAAUAGAACGAAUAAACUCGAUUAGUUCUACACUUAUAGGAAGGUCAAACCAAUCUGUUCAAUCAUAGGUCUAAUAAAUCUCAACUAAAAGUGAAAAAAUUCGAUCAAACGACAAACGUGGAACAGAGCAAGAAAGGAUAUUCUAUCUACACAAACCAUCCUUCUGUAACCAAACGAAACAUGAUUUAGCUUAGUUUGAAACAGAUUAAAAGCAACAGUAGGCGAGUUAAGCUGAGCACUUUGUAAACUAUUAUAGAAUAUAAACAACAUUACUGACCGCUCUUAGCGAAAUUCUUUGGCACACGAUAAUAAACUUGAAAAAAGAAGCGUAAAAACCAUAAGAGUCAAUAAGCAUUUAAAGUGAGCGAAGAAACUCGCCAGAACGCAGUAGGUAAAGAAUAACGUGCUGAAUCAUUUUGCACUGUCAAAACAUUGAUAGGUAACUGAAACAAUAGUAAAAAUUGAUAAAACUAAUUCUUUGAUUGAAUGAUACCUACAGAACAACACUAUUGGUAACAGCAACUAUAUAUUCAAAUAAAAUGUUUUAUUGAUUUAAAAACUUGAAA